This is a messenger RNA of Anopheles darlingi, 5174 nucleotides long. Its product is annotated as glutamyl aminopeptidase-like. The record is from RefSeq and is a predicted model, not a curated record. NCBI's taxonomy places the organism in Eukaryota, Metazoa, Arthropoda, Insecta, Diptera, Culicidae. The coding region runs from base 1386 to 4880 and encodes 1164 amino acids. The transcript has 6 exons. Gene Ontology annotation, biological process: proteolysis; peptide catabolic process. Gene Ontology annotation, molecular function: zinc ion binding; peptide binding; metalloaminopeptidase activity. Gene Ontology annotation, cellular component: cytoplasm.
GUUGGGGAAAAGAGGAAUCAGUAUUUGACUCACUCAACAUCUUUUUCCAGAUUCUGAAAAUUACAAAGCUUUUUUAUUCCAUUUUCUAUCAAUAAUGCUAUGUCGUCGAUAGUGUGUGGGCCGCCUGAAGAAAACCAUCUAAUCCCGACACAAGCAGGCCCCAAUUCCGCUUCAAAUUAGCGGCAAUUUACGAAUCAAGCAAGCAAGCAAGCGGGCGUUUGCAGGUAGAUGCAGGCAGGCCGAGAUGAACAAGGGGAUGAGUGCUUCUAGAAUCCCCCCCCCCCCUCUCGCUCCACUCCUCCACACCCCUCUUCUGGGCUGGUCUGGUGGAAGACUGAAAGAUCCUGAUUGCCGGAUCACCGCGGUUGAUUGUUCAGUGCGGUGGUGUUACGUCGACACGGUAUUUACACGAUGAUAAGUCGCAGCAGCACUGCAGGUUGGUUCUGUUCGUUGUGUGUUUCUUCGCUUUCGUUGGUGCGCACUAGAGGGAAGGGAAGACGGCAAGCGGGGGGGCCACCACCACCGCCAUUGUAGCCGAGCAACAACAAUAAAACCAAACCAAGGCGGUCAGGCGGGCAGGCGGGCGAGCGGGCGAGCGGGUGGCCGGGCUAUUGUUGGCCUUGAAAUGCUGUUGCAGCAUUGUAGUGGCGCGCGCGGAAUAAGAACACAACGGUCCACUUCUACUGAAUGAGUAGCAGCAAACGACACGUGGAGAAGUAGCAGGGGAGGAGGGGCGAGAUCCAAAACGAGCAACGAGGGGGUGUUCCAGUCGAGCUAGAAGAGAGAGAAAGAGAGAGAGAGAGAGAGAGAGAGAGAGAGACAGAGACAGAGAGAAACACGGCACACAAGCGAGUAAGCAACGGGGAGAGAACGAGAACGAAAGAGCGAGUGAGCGAUCGACCGAAGGGGAAGGUAAAGGGAAAUCGCCAUCAGACCACCGCGGAUUGUGUACGGAAAGCGCGCGAAGGGAGGGGGUUUCAUUUUUUUUAUUUUUAUGUUCCGCAUUCACACAAAAUUCGGAACGAGUACGGAAAUGAGACGGAGGACUAGGAGCAGAACAGAUAGAAGAGGCAGAAGAGGAAGUACAACAAGAAGCAGAAGGAGAAGAAGAAGGAAGAGGAGCGGAGGUCCCAGGUAGUAUCGAUAGAGCCUGUCUCGCCGCUUGCUUCGCAGCAUCCAGUUGCGACGGAUCCGUUGGCGUGUCGCGUGCGCUCGAUCUAACCCCGACGACUGGUUUUGGCGCCGGGUGCUGGUGGUUUCGCUGGUUCCUUGACACACCACACCAAGCAAACGAACACGACACGAGCGAGACAGUGAUUACCGCCCCAAAAAUACCGCCGCGAUUGGAAGUAAGCGGUCUGGUGGUGUGAGAACCCGGAUAAACGAUGAGCUCGGAGGAGCGAGACCACAAGAUAGUGCUCCGGUACACCGGUCAACUCUCACCGGCCGCCCAUUAUCACCAGCAUUACACCCAUCAACCAGCAGCAUCGCCGUACGGGCAUCAUCAUCAACAGCAGCAGCAGCAGCACCAUCAUCAUGGCGGACCUGCGUCCAACAAUAACAACAAUGGUAGCCAUCACCAGAUCGGGCCACGGUCGGAAUACAUGUACGCCGGUGUUCCACCGGUGGCUGAUCACGAGAACGACGAGUACGAGCGGAAGGGGGGCUGCUUCGUGUCGAUCUGCCGUGGCAUCAGCAUCGCGGUGCUGAUCUUUGUCCUCAUCUUCUUCCUCUCCUUCACGAUCUUUUUCAGCACGAAAUAUGCGUACGAGCACAAACCCAACCUGACGCUGGAGGACUUUCUGAACCACCGGGCGUACCUGAUCGAUAAGCGUUCGCGCAUACCGAAGCACGUCAUCCCAAAGCACUACCGGCUGUUCGUGGAGCCGGUGUUUAACGAGACGAGCAACCCGUUCAGCUACAGCGGCAUCGUUUGGGUGACGGUGACGUCGAAAAAACCGAACAACAAGCGGAUCGAGCUGAACGUGAAGAACCUGCGCAUCCGGAUGGAAGAUGUGGCGGUGCUGAAGAGCAUCCGGCUGACGAACAUGGACUUUGACGAGGAUCUCGAUUGGGAUCUGAGCGAGGAGGAUCUGUACUCGCUGCCGCGGUUGAAUCGCCGCCGCCGUCGGCGCCGCCAGGCUGAACCAACCGUGAACAUGGCGUCCCGUCCCGACAAUCGAUCCGCAACCGCGAUGAAUCCGGUAGAGCGGCACGAGGAUGAGCGGCAGGGCGACCCCCAGCCAGAGAACAGUGCCAGGGAGGUAACGGAUGACGAGGAUGGCGAGGGUGAGGCAGUAGUGGAUGUGACGCUAUCAUCAUCAUCACCACCACCACCACCAAAACCAGUGAUCAACAGCGACAGCACCGAAAAUGCGACCGUGAUCGACAAGUCCAAGUUCUACCACCAUCCCGUUUUUCCGGCCGACGAUUUCGUCACGAUCAAGAUCCUCGACCUGGAGUUUGACGAGUCGAACGAGAAGAUGAUCAUCUUUCUCGGCACGGAGAUGAAGAAGGACAUCUACUACAUCGUCAAGGUGAACUUUACCGGCAACAUGACCAACGACAAGGGCCUCUAUUACACGCACUACGAGGAUGAUGGACCGGCGCACAAACACUUUGCUGCGGCGGUGCUGGAGCCAAACAAUGCCCGGCGGCUGUACCCGUGCAUGGACGAUCACAACUUUCGCUCACCGUUCGAGCUGAACAUUGCGCGGAGGAGCAACAUGAACAGUGCGUCGAGCCUGAACCUGGAGAUGUCGGAACCGAUGGAGGAGGGUGACCUAGUGGUCGAUACGUACAACACGACCGGUAUGGUGCGCGCCUCGGAGAUCGGGUUCGUCGUGACGGAUAUGGUACCGGAGCGGUACAACAUUACGCAACGGGUGAGCCUGCUGGCCUACACCCGAACGCGGUACGACGAGCACAUCAAGAACACGACCGACAUCUUCUCGCGCGUCAUCCACAUCUACGAGCAGUACCUGGGCGUGCUGUUCCCGUACGAGACGAUCCGCUACGUAACGAUACCGAACGCCGAUCAUUCGAUCUACGAGAUCAAGGAGGGUAUGAUUCUGUCGAGCGAGAAGCGGCUCAUCAACGCGGACCACUACUUUCCACCGGUUGUGCCGGGGGUCCAUCUGGUGCAAGUGGUGGUCGCUAACGAGCUGGCGAAGUUACUGAUUCACAAUCUGGCCGAUUACAAGAACAAAGAGACGUACUGGUUGCACGAGUCGAUUCCGCUUUACCUAGAGUCGCUAGCGUUACGCAAUCUAACGGCCGCCGGAUCGACCGUGUUGGAUGAUUUUCUGCUCGAAGGCCGGCUAAGAUCGAUGCGCGAGGAGAUGAACACGAAAACGUCGGCGCUCAAUAUUUUUACCAACCACUGGGAGGAGGAUACACAUUUCGAGCUGGUCAAGUACAAGGGUCUGAGCGUGCUGCGCAUGAUGAACUACACGCUGGGCGUACAGGCCUUCGAUCGGUUUCUGAGCGAUUACUUCCGGUUGCGGAAUGACAGCGAAUCGAUCGAUGUGAUUGACAUCCUCAGCCGGGAUAGCCACAGCCGGCUGGAUGAAGUGUUCAGCAGCUUUCUGCACAGCUGGAGCAGCCUGGAGAAGUACCCGAUCAUCAACAUCCGGCACAACAAUGCUUCCGGGUACUUUGAGCUGCGCCAGAUACCGCUGCCGUUCGAGGAGGAGAUCGAUCAGCUGUGGACGGUGCCGGUUACGUUCAUCAACAACACCAACCAUCGGUUGUUCGCAGAGAAGGUGCGGUGGCUAACCGAUAGCGACAAUUUGCUCGAAAUUAAAUCCAGUGGGAUGGCCUUCAACAACGGCUCGUGGAUCAUUAUCAACCCGAGCGGAAUCGGUUACUAUCGUGUGAACUACGAACCGCAGCACUGGAUCCAGCUGGCACACGUACUGAACCGGCACUUUCACAAGCUGCCAUACACGACACGCGCAAUCAUUGUGGAUGAUGCGUUGAAUUUGGCUCGUCUCGGGCUGCUCAACUACUCCAUCGCGUUCAAUGUGGUUUCGUUUGUGAAGAAGGCGAACGAAGACUACCAGCCCUGGAAGCUGGUGCUGAGCAACCUAGAGUUUGUGAUGCAUGCAACGGAGGAUUUGCCUAAUUUCCAUCACGUCGAGCGCUUCCUGGAGUAUCUCAUCGUGGCAAAGUAUGACGAGAUUCGGCGGGCCGGCAAUACGGUGCGCUACAACCCGUUGGUCGAAGAGCUGAUCGUGCAGUGGGCGUGCAAGCUCGGCGUUAAUGACUGCGUCCGGCGGCACCGGGAACUGUUCGAGGAGAUAUUCAACCGGACGAGGGUACCGUUUGCGCUGCCGGAAGAGCAAUUGCAGCGCAUUCUGUGCACGACGAUCCGUUACAGUGGGCUCACGGAGUGGAAACAGGUGGAGCAGGAGUACCUGCGAACAGACGAUAUCAACUAUCAGCGCAUGCUGGUCAAGAGUCUGGGAUGUACGCGUGAGAUUCGGCUCAUCAAGCGGUUGCUCGGGCUGCUGCGCCAUCCACGCUUCAGCAUGUACACCAAGGAAAUUCUGACGUCGAUUAGCGAAAACAAGGUGGCCCUGAAGUACACGAUGGAUUAUUUGUACAACGAAUGGAUCGAGGUACGCCGCUACCUUACGCUGUACGAUAUAUCGAUUUUGCUGCGCAGCAUCUCAAACAAGAACGAGUUUCUGAUGUACGAGCAAAUCUUCUUCCGCUACUCGUACACCUUCCAGACGAUGGACAAGGAAAUUCUAAAGCGGAUGCGGGACAUGAUCAUGAAGUUGCUCCGGUGGAGGGAGGAAGUCGCACCGAUCAUCGAGUUUGAGCCGUUCCAUUUCGAAGCGAAUGAGAUGGCGGACACAAUCACAUUUCUCUAGUUUUAACGAUCUCAUACUGUAUGCAUUUCUAGGAUGCCUUGUUGAACUUGUGUUACCCUUGUAUAAGGCCAUUUAUAGAUUGAAAGAUAGGUUUUAGGCGCUGGUUAAUACGGCGGUUUAGUUGUAGUCGUGUACCCUUCUGCACUAGCGCACCUGAAAGUCUGAGAUCCGCCACUAACAUCCCUGAGAAGAUAGUGCUAGCCAGCUAUUUGAGCGAAAAUUCGCGAGCGUUCACAGGAAAACGCCACCCAUCGCUACCUGUCGGAAGAACAUCUUUCAAUGAACGCACACUGU